Phodopus roborovskii (desert hamster) is the source of this 4600-nucleotide messenger RNA. RefSeq names its product timeless circadian regulator (gene Timeless). Lineage: Eukaryota; Metazoa; Chordata; Mammalia; Rodentia; Cricetidae. Gene Ontology annotation, molecular function: DNA binding. Gene Ontology annotation, biological process: DNA replication checkpoint signaling; DNA repair; replication fork arrest. Gene Ontology annotation, cellular component: replication fork protection complex. The transcript is spliced from 29 exons. The record is from RefSeq and is a predicted model, not a curated record. Bases 1 to 3861 code for a protein of 1286 amino acids.
AUGGGUCAGGAACCCCGCAGUCGUAAGGCUGCUCACUGGAACUGGGGUAAAAGCUCCCGUCAUGGAGACACAGGACUAAAACAGCCCUUGGACCGGGUGGGGCAGAGGCAGGGGGAUCUCUGUGAGUUUGAUGCCACACUGGUCCACAGUCUCGCUGCUUUCGUCUGCUGUCUCUACUGCCCAUCCUGCUGGUCAUUGGGCCUCCGGUGUGUGCACUUGUACAGGAUGAACUGUGAACUUCUAGCCACGUGUAGUGCCCUUGGGUACUUGGAAGGGGACACUUACCACAAGGAGCCAGAUUGCUUAGAGAGCGUGAAGGAUUUGAUCCGCUACUUGAGGCAUGAGGACGAGACUAGAGAUGUGCGGCAGCAGCUGGGGGCUGCGAAGAUCCUGCAGAGCGAUCUCCUGCCCAUCCUCACCCAGCACCGCCAGGACAAGCCUCUCUUCGAUGCUGUUAUCAGGCUGAUGGUGAAUCUGACUCAGCCGGCCUUGCUCUGUUUCGGCAGCGUGCCUAAGGACCCCAGUGUGCGGCACCAUUUCCUGCAGGUUCUAAAUCACCUGCAGGCCUACAAAGAGGCCUUCGCCAGUGAGAAGACUUUUGGAGUCCUCAGUGAAACCCUGUAUGAGCUGCUGCAGCUGGGCUGGGAGGAUCGGCAGGAAGAAGACAACUUGCUGAUUGAACGGAUAUUGCUGCUGGUCAGAAAUAUUCUCCAUGUACCAGCUGACCCUGAGCAGGAGAAGAGGAUCGACGAUGAUGCCAGUAUCCAUGACCGCCUGCUUUGGGCAAUUCAUCUCAGCGGCAUGGACGACUUGCUCCUCUUUCUGUCUAGCUCGUCUGCUGAGCAGCAGUGGAGUCUCCACGUGCUGGAAAUUGUUUCCCUCAUGUUCCGGGACCAGAAACCUGAGCAGCUAGCGGGAGUAGGGCAGGGCCGCUUGGCUCAGGAGCGAAGUGCGGAUGUGGCGGAGCUGGCGGUUCUGCGCCAGCGGGAGAUGGCGGAGAAGAGAAGUAGGACCCUGCAGCGAGGCAACAGGCAUUCUCGAUUUGGGGGCUCCUACAUUGUCCAGGGGUUGAAGUCCAUUGGGGAGAGGGACGUCAUCUUUCACAAAGGCCUUCACAAUCUCCGAAACUACAGCUCAGAUCUGGGGAAGCAGCCCCGGAGGGUGCCGAAGCGUCGCCAGGCUGCCCAGGAGCUAUCUACUCACCGCCGCUCUGCCCUCAACGUGAGGCUCUUCCUCAGGGACUUCUGCUCUGAGUUCCUGGAGAACUGUUACAACCCGCUCAUGGGUGCCGUCAAGGAUCACCUGCUUCGGGAGAGAGCCCAGCAGCACGAUGAGACGUACUACAUGUGGGCCCUGGCUUUCUUUAUGGCCUUCAACCGAGCAGCCUCCUUCCGCCCGGGCUUUGUGUCUGAGACCCUCAGUGUCCGUACCUUCCACUUUGUGGAGCAGAACCUCACCAACUACUAUGAGAUGAUGCUGACUGACCGCAAGGAGGCCGCCUCCUGGGCACGCCGGAUGCACCUGGCUCUGAAAGCCUACCAGGAGCUGCUGGCCACAGUGAAUGAGAUGGACAUUUGCCCAGAUGAGGCUGUGAGAGAGAGCAGUCGCAUCAUCAAAAACAACAUUUUCUAUAUGAUGGAGUACCGAGAGCUCUUCCUGGCACUCUUCCGAAAGUUCGAUGAGAGAUACCACCCACGGUCAUUCCUUCGUGACCUGGUGGAAACCACCCACCUGUUCCUCAAAAUGUUGGAGCGGUUUUGUCGGAGCCGUGGGAACCUGAUGGUGCAGAACAAAAGAAAAAAGAGAAAGAAGAAGAAGAAGGUUCAGGACCAAGAUGCGGCUUCUGGUAAUGCCUCCCGUAGCCCUGGUGAGCUGGAGGCCCUGUGGCCAGUCCUAGAAGACGAGCUGGUGCGGUGUGCCCAGGACCCUGAGCUCAGCACAGACGCCAUCGUCCCCUUUGACGCGGCCUCAGAGGUACCAGUGGAAGAGCAGCGGGUAGAAGCCAUGGUGAGGAUCCAAGACGGCCUUCUGGCUGGCCACGCUCCACAAGCCCUGGCACUCCUGCGGUCUGCCCGGGAGGUGUGGCCUGAGGGAAACGUGUUUGGCUGUCCGGUCACAUCCCCAGGGGAGGAAAUCCAGUUGCUGAAACAAAUCCUUCUUGCCUCCCUUCCGAGGCAGCAGGACCCGGUAGAAGGAGAGGCCGAGGAAGAGGAGGAGGAGGAAGAGGAGGAGGAGUUGCAGGUGGUGCAGGUGUCAGAGAAGGAGUUUAACUUUCUGGACUACUUGAGACGCUUUGCGUGCUCAACCGUUGUGCGGGCCUAUGUGCUUCUGCUGCGGAGCUACCGGCAGAACAGUGCUCACACCAACCACUGUGUCGCCAAGAUGCUGCACCGGCUGGCCCACGACCUGGGGAUGGAAGCCCUGCUUUUCCAGCUGUCCUUGUUCUGCGUCUUUAACCAGCUGCUGAGUGACCCGGCUGCCAGGGCCUACAAAGAGCUGGUGACUUUUGCCAAAUACAUCCUUGGCAAGUUCUUCGCAUUGGCUGCAGUCAACCAAAAAGCUUUUGUGGAGCUGCUGUUCUGGAAGAACACUGCAGUUGUCCGUGAGAUGACUCAGGGAUACGGCUCCCUCGACAGUGGGUCUUCAGGUCACAGAGCCGCUGCGUGGAGCCCCGAGGAAGAGGCCCAGCUCCAGGAACUGUACCUCGCCCAUAAGGAUGUGGAAGGCCAGGAUGUAGUGGGAACCAUCCUUGCGCACCUGAAAACUGUUCCUCGGACACGCAGGCAGGUCAUCCACCAUCUGGUGCGCAUGGGACUGGCUGACAGCGUCAAGGACUUCCAAAGGAAAGGGACCCAGAUCGUCUUGUGGACAGAGGAUCAGGAGCUGGAACUACAGCGGCUCUUUGAGGAGUUCCAGGAUUCUGAUGAUGUUCUCGGACAUAUCAUGAAGAAUAUCACAGCCAAGCGUUCUCGGGCUCGGAUAGUGGAUAAAUUGCUAGCCCUAGGGUUGGUGGCUGAGCGGCGGCAACUGUACAAGAAACGGCGAAGGAAAUUGGUGCCCUCUUGCACGCUAAAUGGAGACGAGGCCCUGAAGGAUUCUUGGCCGGAAGAUCCGGGAGAGGAAGAAGAUCACUUGCCAGAGGAAGACAGUGAGGAAGAGGAAGAGGAAGACUUGGAGGCAGGACCCGUGCCGGGCAGCUCAUUUCUCUCUGCUGGGAACCUUGGUCAAAGCCUGCAUCAGGAAGGCCUCUCUGCUCCACUCCUGUGGCUCCAGAACUGCCUGAUCCGUGCAGCAGACGAUCGGCAAGAGGGUGGCUGCGCCCAGGCAAUCCCUUUGGUGCCUCUGACAGAAGACAACGAGGAAGCCAUGGAGAAUGGACAGUUCCAGCAUCUUCUACGCAAGCUAGGGAUCCGACCCCCCACCCUGGGGCAGGAAACCUUCUGGCGAAUUCCAGCCAAGUUGAGCUCCACCCAGCUUAGGAGAUUGGCAGCUUCUUUGAAUCAACAAGAAAAAGAGGAGGAAAGGGAAGAGGAACUAGAGCUACAUCCAGGAACCCCUGGGGAGCACAGUCCCAGUGAGGAGCACCGAGCCAGUGAGGAGCAUCGUCCCAGUGAGGAGAACCGAGCCAAGGCCCUGAGAGCCUUCUUGUCAGCCCGCAAGAAAAAAGCAGGCCAGGUGUCUCCAGAAGUCAGCUCUGAGGAGGAGACCACUGGGGAGAAAGAAAGCAAAAUAGUGUCCAAGAAGCGAGGACUGCUGGACAGCGAGGAAGAGAAUGAGGGGAGGGGACAAGCACCAGAGCUGGGAACUCCAGUAAUCCACAAGAAGAAACGGUUUCAAAUACAGGACGACGACGAUGACUGAGAAGCCUGGGCCUCGUGCUGGACACGGGUGCAGGUGAAAGGCGCCACAGCUGCUGUGCUUACACUGACGCCUUCCCUACACUGACGGCCCAGGGGUCUUACAGCAGUGUCGGACGGACGGACAGACAGACUCCGCAGUCAGCCCUACCCCAGUUUCAUCAGUGCGAACCGCUGAUCUCUGGAACCGUCUCUUAAACAAGACAAGUAAAUGAAACACACAGAGCAGCCCGCACCCCUCUCUGUGGCUGCCUGCGGGACGUGGUCUCAACCUCAGGCACGGGGCUUCAUAAGUACAUGGGGGGUGCGCAUCGCCUUUGGAAGGCACUGGGGUUCUCUCGUCUUUCCAGUGAUUGACCCCAAGACACACAUGAGUCCAUUCCUGCAGUGUUGGGAUGCACUGCUCUCAAGUUGACAAACCUUGAUUUGUGUUUCAUAGUAAACAUGAAAUUAAAAGCUGCCGAGGGCGGUGGUGGCGCACACCUUUAAUCCCAGCAUUCAGGAGGCAGAGGCAGGCGGAUCUUUGUGAGUUCCAGGCCAGCCUGGUCUACAGAGGGACUGCCAGGACAGGCUCCAAAGCUACAGAGAAACCCUGUCUUGGAAAAAAAAAAGUUGCUGAUCUUGAUAUUUCUUGUGGCUGAGUUCAGCAGCCAGCCAUCUGUUGUCUUUGGAAGAACUUUAAGAGUUAGAGUUACAGUCAUUUCAGAUUACCACAAAGAGAGGGAAAAGGGGGGUGUACCACC